This is a messenger RNA of Stereum hirsutum FP-91666 SS1, 1119 nucleotides long. RefSeq names its product pali-domain-containing protein. The transcript has 6 exons. Gene Ontology annotation, cellular component: growing cell tip; cell division site; plasma membrane. Bases 1 to 720 code for a protein of 239 amino acids. The record is from RefSeq and is a predicted model, not a curated record. Lineage: Eukaryota; Fungi; Basidiomycota; Agaricomycetes; Russulales; Stereaceae.
AUGUGGCCCGCCUUGCUCACCCCCUUCCUCCUAUUCUCUGCUUUUCUGCUCUUGCUUUUUGUUUCACUCUCGGUCCCGAUCAUCAAGACCCUCUGGUUCUUUGGGGUCACUGCGAACGUCUCAAGCAGUUUGCUCAACUCCGGAGCCAGCGCCGACGUCCAUUUCGGUCUAUGGGGAUACUGCGUUUCUGCUGUCGACGUAUCCGUUGUGGGUUUCUCGACAAGCGGAACUGCUGCUCAGUGCUCGCAGACAAAACUAGGCUAUACCUUCGACAGCACUUUGUCGUCACUCCUCGGUAUUGAUGGGCUGGAAGAUACCAUAUCUCACGCAUUGACUGCUGUGCUCGUACUGCACCCUAUCGCCUGCGGCCUCGUCUUUUUUGCGUUGCUGCCCGCGUUAUUCAUGUGCAUUCGCCCCCGGGAAGGUCGCGGCGCACUAAUCUCCAUGGUGACCAUGGUGCUCACCCUGCUCGCCACACUCCUCACGCUCAUCAUCUUCAUCGUCGAUUGCGUCUUGGUCUCUGUCGUGCACGGCAAAAUCAAAGACGCCACCGAUGGAGCCCUCACCGUCCAGUGGGGUGACGCAGUGUGGAUGGUUCUCGGAGCUCUCAUCGCUCUUCUACUAGCAGUCUUUGGAGCCUGCGCCGGUAUGUGCGCCUGCUGUGGAUCUCGCCGAGGUCGAUUCGGUUCCUCCAAACAGGUCGAAACCGCUCGCUACUAGCACUAGCACUAAGCAAAAGACGACAUGAACCCGGCACACUGAUUCCAGAAUGGGGGUCACCGGGUCGGAUGAACCGUAUGACGCGACGCGCUCGCCUAGAAUCUGAGCGAUACGAACUAUCUUCGGACCGAUAUUGAAUCUCCUUCUACACCUAUAAUUUCUCCUGUUCACGAUACUAGAUACCCCGUACGUUCGUCUGUCUUCCUGACGCUAGUGUUGUCGAUGAUGCAUGACAGCGGCCGUGGAUACCUGUCGUGGCUCGGGCUGAUUCGGGCGACGAGACUGACCUUCUGGCGACCGUUUGAUGCGGACGUUGGUUGGUUGGGAAGCGGGCUGUCCUUCUUUAUCCCCCUGUACUAUAUGUAUAAGGCCUGUUUCGCUCUUUAUUGUACUUCCUGU